Topomyia yanbarensis is the source of this 2497-nucleotide messenger RNA. It is a transcript of the gene Mcm5, whose product is annotated as DNA replication licensing factor Mcm5. Bases 145 to 2349 code for a protein of 734 amino acids. Gene Ontology annotation, molecular function: ATP binding; 3'-5' DNA helicase activity; DNA replication origin binding. NCBI's taxonomy places the organism in Eukaryota, Metazoa, Arthropoda, Insecta, Diptera, Culicidae. The transcript has 4 exons. The record is from RefSeq and is a predicted model, not a curated record. Gene Ontology annotation, biological process: double-strand break repair via break-induced replication; DNA replication initiation; DNA replication. Gene Ontology annotation, cellular component: MCM complex; nucleus.
UCGAUGUUCUCUUUCUCCUCUACAUUUACGCGCCAAACAGUGGUACGCGCGUUCGACGUUUGGUUUUGUUUUUAGACUAACCGUUGUUAAAAAUCACAUAUAGUUCAAGUUUUUGUGUCUACCAAUUAAAAACGAUUAAAAACGAUGGAGGGUUUCGACGAUGUUGGUGUAUUUUUCUCCGAUAACUUCGGGGACGAUGGCCAGCAGCAGCAGGGAUCUAACCAGAUCAACCUGCAGCAGAUGAAGAAAAAGUAUCGCGAAUUUAUUCGAACAUUCUGCGAGGCAAACUUCAGCUACAAAUAUCGUGAUAAUUUAAAGCGGAAUUAUCUGCUGGGUCGGUACUAUUUGGAGGUGGAAAUUGAAGAUCUGGCUGGGUUCGACGAAGGGCUGGCGGAUAAGCUGUACAAGCAACCUACGGAACAUUUGCAGAUUUUCGAAGAAGCAGCUCGCGAAGUCGCCGAUGAAAUAACUGCCCCGAGACCAGAGGGAGAAGAAGAAAUCCAUGAUAUUCAAGUUUUGCUUACGUCCGGGGCCCAUCCGACAAACAUUCGCGACAUGAAGUCAGAAUGCGUUUCCCGGUUGGUUAAAGUGGCCGGUAUCAUCAUAUCUGCUUCGGGAAUUAAGGCAAAGGCGACCAAGAUAUCGAUCCAGUGUCGAUCUUGUAGCAAUGUAAUCCCCAAUCUGCCGGUGAAUCCAGGAUUGGAAGGAUACCAGCUGCCGAGGAAGUGCAAUACCGAGCAAGCUGGCCGUCCCAAAUGCCCGCUUGAUCCGUAUUUUAUAAUGCCGGACAAAUGCAGAUGCGUCGACUUUCAGGUUUUGAAGCUGCAGGAACUGCCUGACUUUAUCCCACAAGGAGAAAUUCCUCGGCAUAUGCAGUUGUUCUGCGAACGUAGUUUGUGCGAACGGGUUGUGCCGGGUAACCGAGUUCUGAUUCACGGAAUCUUUUCGAUUCGAAAGAUUGGCAAACCGAGCAAACAGGACGGACGUGAGAAGGCUAUUGUGGGAGUGCGGGCACCCUACAUGAGAGUUAUUGGUAUUACGGUUGAUACCGAGGGAGUGGGAGCAGUAUCCCGAUUCAACAACAUCACUACAGAGGAGGAAUCCAAAUUUCGCAAGAUGGCAGCGAAUCCGAACAUCUACGAUUCACUGACGGCAAGCUUAGCGCCUAGCAUUUUCGGUUCGCAGGAUAUUAAAAAGGCAAUUGUCUGUAUGCUGUUUGGUGGGUCGAGAAAACGAAUGCCCGAUGGUUUGAACCGUCGUGGGGACAUCAACAUUUUGUUGCUGGGAGAUCCCGGAACGGCAAAGUCUCAGCUGUUGAAGUUUGUGGAGAAGGUCGCUCCGAUAGCGGUUUACACAUCCGGAAAGGGUUCAAGCGCUGCUGGUCUGACGGCGUCCGUAAUGCGUGAUCCAGCUACAAGGAACUUCGUCAUGGAAGGAGGGGCUAUGGUUUUGGCGGAUGGUGGUGUGGUCUGUAUCGAUGAGUUUGAUAAAAUGAAAGAAGACGAUCGUGUCGCAAUUCACGAGGCUAUGGAACAGCAAACUAUCUCGAUUGCAAAGGCAGGAAUCACAACGACACUGAACUCACGCUGUUCCGUGCUAGCGGCAGCCAAUUCCAUCUUUGGUCGCUGGGACGAUACUAAGGGCGAAGAAAACAUUGAUUUUAUGCCAACUAUUCUCUCUCGUUUCGAUAUGAUUUUCAUCGUUAAGGAUGUUCACGAUCAGACGCGUGACAUUACGCUGGCCAAGCACGUCAUGAACAUACACAUGAAUGCUAACAAAGCCAUGGAUGCACCGGAAGGUGAGAUCCCGCUAGCGGUGUUCAAAAAAUAUAUAAACUACUGCCGAACACACUGCGGGCCAAGGUUGAAUGAGGAAGGGGCUGAGAAGUUGAAAUCCCGCUACGUCCUGAUGCGAGGCGGAGCCGGCGAGCAGGAACGCCAAUCGGACAAGCGUCUCUCGAUUCCAAUCACGGUCCGGCAGCUGGAAGCUAUUAUUCGCAUAUCGGAAUCGUUGGCGAAAAUGCAGCUGCAACCGUUUGCCACGGAUGCUCACGUAACGGAAGCUCUUCGACUGUUUCAAGUUUCCACACUGGACGCGGCCAUGUCCGGUUCGUUGGCCGGUGCGGAAGGAUUCACCACCGAGGAGGACACCGAGAUGCUGAACCGGAUCGAGAAACAGCUAAAGCGUCGAUUUGCCAUCGGAUCGCAGGUAUCCGAGCAGAACAUCAUACAGGAUUUUUCCCGGCAAAAGUAUCCGGAACGGGCGGUCCUGAAGGUGAUCCAUACGAUGAUCCGGCGGGGAGAACUGCAGCAUCGGAUGCAGCGGAAGAUGCUCUAUCGGUUGUCCUAGGACGAUGCAUGUGCUGCUUUUACUCACUUUUAUCUGAUUGAUUCAUUUUAAGGUAAUCUUUUGAUUCGAACUUUUUUACUUAUAUAAAACAUUGAUAACUUUCGGAUUGAUUGUUGGUUAAUACAUCGAAAAUAUUGCAUAUAUACAA